CCCCCCCGGUCUAUUAGUUACUGCUUUUGGAGCUUUGUAUAUGAAUUAGGGAUUCCAGGGAAAUUAGUCAUUUGGAUAAAGGAACGAGGUUUUAUCUAGGAAUGUUUAUGCUAUUCAAAGGAGUGAUUUGCUUUUGUAUGCUCUGAUGUGAGCAAAGUACGAAGGAGUUGUGCUAGGGUUUCUCUAUUUUCAUGGGGAGCACCGGUGAGCCAGACCGGAAGCGCCGACACUUGAGUUCGGUAUCACCCACGGCCGCUGCUGCCAAGAAGCAACCUUUUUUGCCAUAUUCGGAAGAUAAAAAGCUUGACACUGCUGUACUGCAAUAUCAAAAUCAAAAGCUUGUUCAGCAGCUAGAAGCUCAGAAGGUUGAAUAUUCUGCCCUUGAGAAUAAAUUCUGUCAACAAAAGGAGAAACAAUGUGAUUAUGAUGACACACUACAAGUGGUUAAUAGGUCGUGGGAACAGCUGGUUGAUGACUUAGAAUCCUGUUCUAUUCGGACGAGUAGCUCAGUUGGCAGCAGAAAGGAUGCAAGCUAUUCUUCAGGUGGUGCAUCAUCUCCUGCUGAGGAUGCUUUUAUGGAAAGACUUCUGGAGACAGGUGCAACAAAUAGUUGUUCACCAAAUGGCUCCCUCAAUCAUUUUGAAGAUGAUAAACAAAUAUCUUGCGUGAAGACUACAAACAUCUUACGAAAUAUAGUAGCUGGCAUUAAUGACCUGUGGCAUUAUAAAGAUGGACUUUCUGGUCCACUUCUGGAGGCGUUUCCUGAAGAUGAGCACUGCAGACACAAGAUAUCUAAUGACUUACAGUCAGAGGUUAAGAACUUAAGAGUGGCUCUAGGUGAUCUUCACUUGAAGCACAGGAAAUUGGCUAGUGAAGUGCGGUGCUUUCGAGGCACCAAUGCAAAGAAUAAAGCUGAACUCAGACGUCUCACAGGAGAGUUGGAGUGUACUUUUGCAGAGUUGGGAGAGAGCAACUCUAAACUGGCAACCCUGAAAGCCCAAAGGGAUGCAGCACAAAGUGCAUUCUUUCCUGUCUUAAAUGUGGGUGGUAGACAUGCUGCUGGAGAUAAGAUCAGAGAUAAGCAGAGAGAUCUGCAAGAUAUGGAGUCUAUACUCAAGGAGUUGUUGGACUUGGCUUCAUCUCGAUUGGUAGAACUCAAGAAUCUUUACAAAGAAAGGAUAGAAAUUCUGAAGCAGUUGUCUCAUUUGCAGCAGAAUAGUUUGAAGGAUGUGAAGCAAAUCUGCUCUUCCAAUGCCUAUUUGGUGGUAAGAGAUCGGCUUGAAAAAUCAAAAGCAGAAGUGAUCCGGUAUCAGUCCUUAUUUGAGAAACUACAGGUUGAGAAAGAUAAUUUCACCUGGAGGGAAAAAGAAGUGAACAUGAAAGUUGAUUUAGCUGAUGUUUUUCGAAGGGCUUCUACAAUUACUGAUUCUAGAAUGGGUGAGCUAGAGAAGGAGAUGCAAAAACGAGUUGAUGAAAGAAAUCUUUUGGAGGCUAGGCUGAAAGAAGUUUCAGGAGAACCAGGAAGGAAAGAAAUCAUUGCUGAAUUUAAAACCUUGGUUUCUUCACUUCCCAAGGACAUGGGUAUCAUGCAAAGCCAACUAAAUAAAUAUAAAGAGGCUGCUUCGGAGGUUCAUUUGCUGAGAGCGGAAGUUCAAUUUUUGUCCAAUAUUCUUGAUAGGAAGGUAAAUGAGUUGGAAAGUUUGUCUCGUCGAUCUGCUGACCAAAAUGCUGAGAUUGAGAAAUUGCAGGCUGUGGUCCAUGAUUUGAAGGAGAGUGAUCAGGAGCUAAAGUUAAUUCUAGAAAUGUAUAGACGUGAAUCCACUGAUUCCAGGGAUAUCUUAGAGGCUAGGGAUCUAGAGUACAAGGCAUGGGCACGUGUUCAAAGUCUUAAAUCUUCUCUUGAUGAACACGGUUUGGAACUGCGUGUCAAAGCAGCAAAUGAAGCUGAAGCCAUAUCUCAACAGAGGCUGGCUGCAGCAGAAGCUGAGAUUGCUGACCUGAGGCAGAAGUUGGAAGCUUCUGGAAGGGAUAUAUGUAAACUUACGGAGAUACUGAAAUCUAAGCAUGAGGAAGGUGAAGCAUAUCUAUCAGAGAUAGAGUCUAUUGGUCAGGCGUAUGAAGAUAUGCAAACUCAAAACCAACACUUGCUACAACAGAUCACAGAGAGAGAUGAUUACAACAUCAAGCUUGUUUUAGAGGGUGUAAGGGGAAGACAACUGCAAGAUGCUCUGCUUAUGGAAAAGCAAACCAUGGAAAACAGGUUGCUGCAAGCUAAUGCUUCACUGCAUUUAUAUGACCUGAAGACUCUGCGUAUUGAAGAUCAGCUGAAAAUGUCCUCAGAGCAGGUUCAGAAACUUACAGAAGAUCGGCGGCAUAGCUCAGCUGCUUUUGAAAAUACCCAAAAGAGAAUCACAGAUGUGAGGAAAGAAUCUCAGCUGUUAAGGAUUUCCUUGGAGGAAUCACAAUCCAAGGUUGAGAGAAGCCGAGUCAGUAUUGCAGAGCUGCAGGUAGAACUAGAGAAAGAGAGGUUUGACAAGAAAAGAGUGGAAGAAGAAUUGGAUGUUGUGGCAAGGAAAGCUACACGUCUUAGUGCACACAAUGAGGGAUCAUCUGUGGUGGAAAAGCUUCAGAAGGAAAUCGGAGAAUAUAAGGAAAUACUCAAGUGUGGUAUCUGUCAUGAUAGGCCCAAGGAGGUUGUCAUCACCAAAUGCUUCCAUCUCUUCUGCAACCCUUGUGUCCAGAGAGUCCUGGAAACUCGCCAGCGGAAGUGUCAAUUAUGUUCUACUAGUUUUGGGCCCAAUGAUGUAAGAGCUGUUUACAUAUGAGCAGAAAUGUGUGCAAUGUAAUGCUUCCCAGGGAUGGCAAUGACCAAACUCAUCAAUGCUCAUUUAACACGAGACUUGACGUCUGGGUUGCUGCGGUUAUCUUGUACAGUUGUGGAAGGGAAAUGCUGUAAAAGAAGAUAAGAAUGCAAGUGGGCAGGAAAUUGGUAGCUUCUCUCUCCACCCAUGAAAAGUCUGCUCGUAUUUGUUUGGCUGUGGUUCAUAGGUUGUGGAUUAGCCAUAGCUUCUUGAGUUUUACCAUGUGUGUGUAAAGCGUGGUUUUUCCAUUUUACUUCCUGGAGCCUUUGGAAUGCCCUGAUUGAUUGCUUGUCGAUCCACCAGAAAGCUUCUGCCUUGUCUCUGGCUUUGUCCAUAGAUCCGUCAAGGUGGGUGGUCAGUAUGGUGAAUAAGAAUACCAUUGGUGAGCACUGCCAACUUAGUACAGUUGCAAUGUUUUGCAUGUUGCUUAAUGUUGUUGAUCAUAAAUGUGGGGUGUUAUGGUUCAGCUGAUUAGAUUGGAUUUGGGUUCUUUAGCUUGUGGUAUAUUGGGGGUUUUUAGGUUGGUCAGUUUAUGUUAGAUCCUGUAAUUCAAUUUUGUUGUUUAAAGAAAAAAUGAUCUUUAAAGCCAUUCUAUC
Molecule: messenger RNA, 3457 nt
Organism: Telopea speciosissima
Lineage: Eukaryota; Viridiplantae; Streptophyta; Magnoliopsida; Proteales; Proteaceae
Product: E3 ubiquitin-protein ligase BRE1-like 1
Exons: 19
Coding region: 192-2825 (877 amino acids)
Cellular component (GO): nucleus; HULC complex
Molecular function (GO): metal ion binding; ubiquitin protein ligase activity
Source: RefSeq, a predicted model, not a curated record